UCUCUCUCCUCUCUUUAGUUUGAGAGACAAGUUUGACUAAAAACAUAAACCACAACAAAAUAAAUUCUGGCACACAAAAAUGGAAUUUUCUUGUGGUUUUUGUACAAAAACCGAGGAAGAAGUACCACUUAUCGAAAUAUCAUCAAACUCCCUCUUGAUAAGUGGAAAAAGCUUUGAAUUUUUACAUAUUUUUCACGAGCUUUUUGAAGCUGCUCAUGAAGAUUUGAUUACAAAUUUUAUUUGCGAGAAUUGUAAAGAUUCGGCUGUGCAGUUUUUCAUUUUCAAAAGAAACGUCAAAAGUCGUCAGAAUCCUUAUAGGAAAACAAUCAUAAAUCAAGUUGAACAAUUUCUAUGUCAAAGUGAAAAUAUCGAAGAUAUUCAAGUUGUGAGAAAAUUUAGUUCUUUAACUCUUAAAAUAGAACAAAAUGAUUCUAUUUCUGUUAAUAAAGAGCCAGAAGAUUACCAUAUAGAAACACAUAAUGAAGUGAGUUAUGGAUUAAAUGAAGAACUUGAACAUCAACAAGCUGAGAAUGUUCUUGUUGUCAUACAUUGUGCCAAAUGCAACGAGGAUCUUCCAAAUUCAGUCAAUCUUGAACUUCAUAAAUUCUUCAAACAUUCUUUAUUUGGAAUUCAAUUAGAGAAUGAAGUGGAAAGCAGUAGAAAGCUAUUGGACGGUGUCGGCCUCAUUGGAAAAUUUGACACAAGAUGUGCAAAUUGUUUUCUUUACAUGGAAGAGUUCAAUAGUUAUUCAUGUCAUUUAUUAAAAGAACAUAGUCUUGAACUUUUCCAACAAUUAAAUGAUGCUUUAUACAUGAACUCAGAAGAUUUAAAUUCAAAUCUUCUUCACAAAUAUAUUGAAAGUAUCAUCGAAAUACUUCAAACUGGAGGUGAUGUUAAAAUCUCUGAAGAUAUUAAGAAAUAUUUCUUCGACAUUUACUCAGGAGAGACUCUUGAUGAAGUUUUAAUCGUGACUGAAGAUAAUCAAGUCAUUAAUGAAGUGUUAAGCAGUGAAGACGAAAUCGUUCAAGAAGAGGGAGAAGAAGUUGUCAUCGAAGCACUCGAGCAGACGGAAACAAUUAAAUCAAAACAAGAAAAGUCAAAUAUUGUACUGACAGGAGAUGACCGUUUAUGGCUUAGAAAAGAAAUCAGAUUGAGAAAAUCUUUAAUGAAAAAUGAGAAAGGAACCAGUCGUGCAAUUUAUCGUUGCACCUUUUGCAAUGAAUAUUGUUCCAAUUCAGCGCCAGGAUUUCGUUAUCAUUUGAUUAAUAAACAUCUGAAGGAAAAUAAUUUAAGAGAACUUCAAACGAUUUCAGAUGAGGCAACACCACCAAAAAUUAUCCCUCGAACAUGGAAAAAUAUUUGCAACGAUUGUGGAGUGAAGUUUAAAGAUCAAAAAGCAUUAAAAUGUCAUCAAACUUGUCAUCAACUCUUUGACUUCAUGGCACAAGAUUAUUCAUUUCCUUUCUGUAAUGAUUGUAAUUCAUUUUUCAUUGACACAUCAAGCUUGAAUGUUCAUUUAAUGAAACAUGACACAAAUGACGAAUUGACGCAACCAAUUGAAGUCACAAUAGGAUCAGCAAUGUUUCAAGGGAAAGAAAUAAAUUAUCUUCAAGCAAUGCAGAACGAUUUGAUAGCCGAUGGCUUCCCAUCAUGGAAUUGCGGACAUUGUACAAGAAAAUUCGAGAAAGAAGAUUCUUGUCGUUUUCAUCUUUUGAUGUUUCAUGCGAGAUCUUUCACAUGUCCAGUUGAUAACAGAGAAUUCUCCGGCUUCAAAGCUGUCACAUUAUUCACUCAUCAUCUAAAGAACAAACAUUCAGAACUCUUUCCUGAAAUAACUUUUCCGUGUUCAUUUUGUAAAACUGAAUUUCCCACGAUUUAUGAUAAACUUGCACAUAUGAAAUCUUGCAGUUUAAAAAAGUUUUCAUGCGAUCAUUGUGGAAAAAAAUUCUUUAAGAAAGGCGAACUUAUCGCACAUUUAAAAUUUGUCAACGGCGAACUCUUCUUUCCUUGUGAAGUCUGCAGCAAAAAAUGUGAGACUAUCAGCGAUUUGAAGAUUCAUUUUCGUAGUCACACCAGAGAGAAACCAUUCGCGUGUACUGUUUGUUUCAAACCUUUUCGUACCCUCGCUGCAAGAUCUGCUCAUAUGGAUAAGCAUGGAGAGAAUUUUAUGUUCGUUUGUCAUUGUGGAAAGUCUUUCAAACAACGUCAACUUUAUUGUCGACAUUUAAAAGCUGUUCAUAAGUCAGAGAAGCUUGACGAUUUCAAGAAUUUAAUUGAUUAAAAUUCAUUUUAUUUAGGGAAAUAAAAGAAAAAUUUGCUAAGUAGUUUUAAAGAUA
Molecule: messenger RNA, 2336 nt
Organism: Clunio marinus
Lineage: Eukaryota; Metazoa; Arthropoda; Insecta; Diptera; Chironomidae
Source: the annotation of a GenBank genome assembly